AUGAAGGAAUACCUGCUGUAUAUGGCCCAAGUGCAUCUCAAUUUCAGACGAGCAGAGUUGGAGUCUCUCGCUGACCUGGGCGGUAUUUCGCUGGAUUUUGCCAGUUAUGACCCGGAGUCGCCCUUUUGGGUGGUCCAAUUGGAGAGCGAUGACCAGGCGAGAGCGCUUGUGAAACGGUCUAUUUUGACUAAAGCUGUCUUCGAGUAUUGGGGUUCUGGCCCCGAUUAUGAAUCUCUACAUAGAGACGUUCAAUCGAGGCCCGGUUACGAUGAACGGAGGAUCCGCGUAGCGCAGGACUCCUUCAAGUUUGAAUUCGAGAACUACCACGGGAAGCACAAAAGGGACAUGUCCGAGAAGAUCCGCAUUAUAGAUGGGUUCCAGUACUUGGGUCUGGAGGGUACCAUUGACCUGAAAAAACCGAAGCAAAUGUACACCAUCAUUGAGGAGUACGGGAGGAUCAAUUCACAAGAGACCACCGAUGAACCGCUCCGCCUUCGGUUUGGGAGACACGUACAGACGAGCGACCGGAGCGCGAUGGAUUUACUCGAUUUGAAGAAGAGACCUUACUGCGGGACGACAAGUUUUGAGGCAGAGUUGUCCCUUGUGACGGCCAACAUAGCACAGGUGAAACCGGGGACACUCAUGUACGAUCCAUUUGCUGGGACUGGAUCCUUCCUUGUUGCUGGCGGUCACUACGGUGCGCUCGUCGUUGGAUCGGACAUAGAUGGCCGCAUGAUCAGGGGGAAGGGCGCGAACGCGAACAUAAGCGCUAACUUUAAGAAGUACGGCAUGGAGGGUCGGUUUCUUGACGUGUUGACGAUGGAUUUCACACAUAACUCGCUACGGACGGGACUUCCUAUCGACACGAUCGUGUGUGACCCACCGUACGGGAUUAGGGAAAGCAUCAAGAUCCUCGGUGCAAGGGACCCAGAGAAGUUUGAGGGGAAAGAGAAAGUGAUGAUUGACGGGAGACCCUCGUACUUGAACCGUGACUACAUCCCGACUAAGAAACCUUACUCGCUGGACGCGCUAUUGGACGAUCUACUACAGUUUGCAUGCGAGCGGUUGCCCCUCGGUGGACGGCUUGCCUUUUGGAUGCCUACUGCAAAUGGUGAGAAUUUGGAGACCGUGAUCCCGUUGCACGGCAACUUGGAGUUGAAGUACCAUUGCACGCAGGAGUUCAAUAAGUGGGCCAGGCGGUUACUUGUAUACAUCAACCGGGGCCCCAAUUACCACGGUCCCACGAACACGGGUGUGAAACGGUCCUCAAAGGCUUUCAGGGACCAUUACUUUUCAAAUGCGAACCGUUGA
Huiozyma naganishii CBS 8797 is the source of this 1311-nucleotide messenger RNA. RefSeq names its product tRNA (guanine-N2-)-methyltransferase (gene TRM11). The coding region runs from base 1 to 1311 and encodes 436 amino acids. The record is from RefSeq and is a predicted model, not a curated record. Lineage: Eukaryota; Fungi; Ascomycota; Saccharomycetes; Saccharomycetales; Saccharomycetaceae. Gene Ontology annotation, molecular function: nucleic acid binding. Gene Ontology annotation, cellular component: cytoplasm. Gene Ontology annotation, biological process: methylation. The transcript has a single exon.